Messenger RNA from Girardinichthys multiradiatus, 2637 nucleotides. It is a transcript of the gene angpt2a, whose product is annotated as angiopoietin 2a. Gene Ontology annotation, biological process: Tie signaling pathway. NCBI's taxonomy places the organism in Eukaryota, Metazoa, Chordata, Actinopteri, Cyprinodontiformes, Goodeidae. The record is from RefSeq and is a predicted model, not a curated record. Gene Ontology annotation, molecular function: receptor tyrosine kinase binding. The transcript is spliced from 9 exons. Bases 223 to 1698 code for a protein of 491 amino acids.
UGAAAGGCGAACACAUGCAGUCCGGCACUGCUGACCUAAGGACACGCUACCUCAAAUUCCUGAUUGCUCUCUCUCUCUACCUACCAAAGAGAGGUUUUAAAAAGGAGUCUGCAGAAGCUCCAGAGAGCUGUUUACACUUGGAUGCAGCAAAAGAAAGACCUCCAAUGAGAGAAGACUAGGAAACACUGAAAAUCUAUCUCUAAUUUUUUUUAGCAAAGAAUAAUGAAGAUGCUAAAUGUGGAUUUACUCAUUUUAGGUUUCUGCUUUGGUCUGGCCACUCAAUAUGGUGCUUUUGGCAAGAACCAGUAUCAGAUCCAAAAUGGCCCGUGUAGCUACACUUUUCUGUUGCCUGAGCAAGACAACUGUCAAAGCACCUACAACUAUCCUGAUCAGAAGGAUGGACCCAUGGACGAUGAGUCGGUUCAGAGACUGGAACAACUGGAGAUGGGAAUGGAGAACAACACACAGUGGCUGCUUAAGUUGGAGAACUACAUACAGGACAGCAUGAAGCAGGACAUGCUCCAAGUCCAACAGGCUGCUGUACACAACCACACGGCUACAAUGAUUGAAAUUGGGGCAAACCUGCUGAGUCAAACUGCUGAGCAAACAAGAAAACUCACUGAUGUGGAAGUACAGGUAAUCCAUCAUACAACUCGACUGGAGCGCCAACUUCUUGAAAAUUCCCUGUCGACGAACAAGUUGGAAAAACAACUCAUUGUCCAAUCAAAUGAAAUCAACAAACUGACUGAUAAAAACAGCCUUCUAGAAAAAAAAUUGCUGGAGAUGGAGCAGCAGAGGCAGGUGGAGCUCAAAACAUUUCAAGAAGAAAAGGAGCAGCUUCAGUCCCUAAUACUGAGACAGACGGCCAUCAUCGGGGAACUGGAGCAGCAGCUGCUCAAAGUCUCCUCCAACACCUCUGUUUUACACAAACAACAGCAGGAGCUAUUGGACACAGUGAACAGCCUGAUAAACACAUUAUCCACUGGUUCUGUCCGAGAACCCAAAAUUGCCAUGAUGCAAGAUACUCCAACCACAUACACGGACUGUGCUGCUGUCUACAAGUCAGGAAACGUCAAAAGUGGCGUCUACACUCUCACAAUCCCCAAUACCACCGCAGAGGUUAAGGCUUUCUGCGACAUGGAGACAGAAGGAGGCGGCUGGACGGUACUACAAAAACGCUUCGAGGGCCGUGUUGACUUUCACCGUACGUGGCAGGAGUACAAAAAGGGAUUUGGAGAACCUUCAGGUGAAUACUGGCUGGGAAAUGAAUUUGCUUCCAGACUGACAAGUCAACAGACAUACAAAUUAAGGAUCCAACUGAGUGACUGGGAAGGAAACUCUGCUUUCUCUCAAUAUGAUCAGUUCUCUCUGGAUGGCGAAGCACAAAAUUACAGGAUACACCUUAAAGGCUACAGUGGAACGGCAGGCAAAAUAAGCAGCAUUGGGCAGCCAGGAAGUGAUUUUAGUACAAAAGAUGCAGACAAUGACAAAUGUGUUUGCAAGUGUUCACAACUGACAACAGGAGGCUGGUGGUUUGAUGCCUGCGGUCCAUCCAAUUUGAAUGGGAUGUAUUACCAGAAUGGCCAGAACUCCAACCGCUUCAACGGAAUCAAAUGGUACUACUGGAAAGGAUCGGGCUACUCACUGAAGUUGACUACCAUCAUGAUCAGACCGACAGACUUCUUGGCCUUGCUUUGAACCCGAGAAGCGAGACAACAAUACUGCCCAGAAAACACUAGUACCAAAAAUAAAGGUUCCACAGGAAGCCAAACCAUUUCAUAAAUACGUUUCUAUGUAAAUUCGUCCUUAUUUAUGUCUUUAUUAAUUUGAUCUGAAGGGUUUGUGCAUAUAAAUGUGGAGACACCUUAGGCAUAGCAGUUAUAUUCUUUUAACCAGUAAAAGGAAGCCAGAGUAAAAGUUAGAAUCAUAAAUACAUGUUAUACUUCAGCAUAAUUUAAAUAUUUGCCCAACUGCGAUUAGAAUACCAGCUGAUGAUAUUGUAUAGAUAGACCAUGGUACAAGAUGCAGAUAAAUAGUUGGCUCAAAUUGUUUUUUAUGCUUUACAGAUUUUUUAUGAUUUCAAUGUUAAAACCACAAGAAUGUUUUUCUACAGAUUCAUUGUUCGUUGUUUAACAGAAUGUAUAUACAUUUGUUGUUUAAUUUAUAUGUUCAUGUUAGGGAUAAUAUUUAAGUAUAUCAUAUAUAAAGGAAAUAUGCGUGAUAAGAGUCUGUGUUUCUUAAAGAUGUCUAUGCAAACAAACUAAAAAAAAACACUAUUUUAAUACAUUCUGCCAUACCUCCCAACAUGUCCAAGUAUGACAAUAAUGUUUUUGAAUUAGAAAGGUAUUUUUAGAAAAAUGAUUUUGUUUUGAAGGAGCUAACAUUGUGAGAAAGAUGAAAAGUUAAGUUUCUCAUUAGUUGAAGGUUUAGUAGACAGAAUGCUUAACAGACAUUUGAUUACUUAACCUGAAUACAGUCAACUAGUCAGGACUCAAGUGUUUGUGUUAGCUGACCAACAGACUAAGGCCAUAACUCUUGACCGCUUCACACAAUUGGAAACUUUUUCACAUUGCUUAGCAAAAUGUUUUCUUGGUAUUCUCAAAUGCAACAUACUCAAUAAAUUAAAAGGGAUCACAA